GGUUGCACGUGCGUUUUGUUUAAUUUGUUUUGGUGACUGGUUUUACAAAGAUACGCCGGGAUUACCCACAACAUUCGUCUCAGUUACACUGGAUAUAAGAGAGAAACAAGUUACUAAGGAAUAUUUAACCAAUUUUUUCGGUGCCAUUUAUAGUGAAGUGUAAUGGGACGUUUGAGUUCACUAGUUUUGAAAAUGGUCAAGGGCUAAACUAGUCUCCAUUCUCAAACGAGAUGGCAGCUGCCCAGCCAUACUGGGAUCAACACCAUGACCAUGACACCAUGGACAAGAUGUUUAUUGGUUUUGGUUCUGAGUCCAUGGAUAACAUCUUGAGAAUGCAUCAGCAAGACUCUGUAUCAGUGGCCUUUGAAAGAAGAAUGUCUGGAUCAUUUUCUCCGCCAUGUUUAUCUCCAAAGACUCCCAAUCCUACACAGCUCCUCUAUUCCUCCCAGUGCCACCCACCUGGGGGAGACCACGUGGUUCCGUCCUUACAGAAACUUUCUGUUUAUGAGAACAUACCCCCUUGUUCACCCAGGAAAAGCACCAAGCCCCUCCCUCCCCUCCCAGAUGUAGCCGAUCUGUCCUCUGAUGAAGCGGAGGACAACGAGGUGGAGUUUUUCUCUAGCACUUCUGAGAGGCAGUGUUUGAUGCCUGCACUCUGCUCUAAAAACUCAUCCUUCCAUUAUGGCUUGCCAGGCAGGCACAGCUUCCGAGGAAGUGGUCAGAUAAACUUUGCUUGUAAUGAAGGGAUGCAAGGACAUCAGAAAGUAUGUGGAAUGAAGCCUCAGUGGGAGCAGAUGGAAACUCAAGACCGAGAAAGACUGCAGGAAAGGCCCCAACGUCCGCUGCACCAUUUUCUUUCUGGCCCUGCUGGAUCCUUCAAGUCUGCCAACCUUAGGCCGGCCAGCCUUCACCUCACGGCCCACAACCACACACAGGAGAAACCCGAAGUCCCACCUCGCAUUCCUAUCCGUACUCGUUUGAGCGAGUGCAAAGAUGGCAGAUGGCCGACACCUGACGAUUAUGAAGUUGACAAACCCCCUAAAGUUCCACCCAGGGACCCCAUCCCUCAUGUCAUACCACGUGCCAUUAGUCCAAAGAGUCUCCCAAUUUAUGUCAAUGGAGUAAUGCCUCCUACUCAGAGCUUUGCUCCCUAUCCUGAGUAUGUAAGCAAGGCUCAACACAAGCAGAGCUGUGAGGGCUUGCCGGCUCCUUGUUUCCCAUGUAUUUUGCCCAUUAUGGAAGAUGGUAAGAAAGUCAGCAAUACCCAUUACUUCCUCCUCCCUCAUCAGCCUGGGUACUUUGAAAAGUUUGAGAGGUUUUUCAAAGGCUCAGACUCUGGUGCUGCUCAUGUUGAUUAUGAGACCAAGUGGAACAGUUAGAAUCUGAUAUCCUCUGGCUUAAAGUGGAAACUAAGAAAUGCACUAAGGCCAGAUAUAAACUGAUAUUUUGGUUGAAUGAUACUUGCGGUGUUCCAGAUAACUCGCCAUUUUUAGUGACUGGGCAGUAUGCCCUCUGACUCCAAACAGUCAGAAACCCUGAAAGAAUGGAUGGUUUACCACUGCUGGAAACUCCAGAGCAGCUUUGUUGGAAGUGUUCUUUUUGGAAUGUAUCAGUAGUUUUUUUUUUUUUCUUGCUGUAUUUUAAGUUAUAGUGUGCAGUAUCCUUUUAUGAAGGAAUAGGAUGAACACCGUUACACUGUUAUCAGUUUUGUGACCUGAGGAUAAGCUGGUCUUAUCACAAUUUGUCACUCUGAGAUGAAUGUGAAAAAAGUAUUUUGUUGUUUUUUCUAUUAACCAAAGUACAAACAAUAUAAAUUCAGAUUGAUUUGCUGAAAAAAUGACAAUGUAUUGUAAGACUAGUAUUAUUAGCGAUAGCAUUCAAGAACAAGCACCGUCAACAUUGGAUUGUUUUACUAUCAAAGUUGAGGAAUUUGCUACAUGAUGCAAAGAAGCACAUCAUGCCAAAGCCACUUUUCAUCCAUCACGCCUGUUACACAGUUUCCAAAGCCAGGACACUGGAUAUAAAUGAAAAGUUGACAAUUGUUGUUUUUUGGUUUUAUACCGGUUUUACCCUGAAGUUGCUUCACUUGAAGGAUUUAGCACUUGUACAAGUAAUUGUGAAAGGAAGUUAAGAAAGUCCAUGACUGGUCCUGGCCUUGUGUUUCAAAUGUGUCCAAUUAAAAGUUGAGCGCACACACAAUGCUGUUUUAUGAUUUUUAAUCUUUAAAUUAGCAAACAAAUAAUUGUUUACAAUUUCUGCUACUUAUGUUUUUCCUUCCAACAAAAAAAAACUUCGUUUUCUAUGUGAAGGCUCGUGUUAACUGACUUUUUUUCAAUGAGAGGAAACAUGCACUAUCUUAUAAAAAUGUACAGUAUUUGUGGUUUUUACACACCACAACAUUCUAUUUAAAGAAAUAAAGUAAUGACUUA
Messenger RNA from Xyrauchen texanus (razorback sucker), 2429 nucleotides. RefSeq names its product ERBB receptor feedback inhibitor 1-like. The transcript has 4 exons. The record is from RefSeq and is a predicted model, not a curated record. Gene Ontology annotation, biological process: regulation of keratinocyte differentiation; negative regulation of epidermal growth factor receptor signaling pathway. NCBI's taxonomy places the organism in Eukaryota, Metazoa, Chordata, Actinopteri, Cypriniformes, Catostomidae. Gene Ontology annotation, cellular component: extrinsic component of cytoplasmic side of plasma membrane. The coding region runs from base 231 to 1379 and encodes 382 amino acids.